This is a messenger RNA of Paramecium tetraurelia, 9240 nucleotides long. RefSeq lists its product as uncharacterized. The record is from RefSeq and is a predicted model, not a curated record. NCBI's taxonomy places the organism in Eukaryota, Ciliophora, Oligohymenophorea, Peniculida, Parameciidae. The transcript has 7 exons.
AUGCUUAUAACCUUUUUUGACUUAAUGCUUUUCAUCUUCUUACCUAAACCUGUAGAAAAUUUAUGUUUAUUUUCAUCCUUGAUACCACUUUUAAGUAAAAACAAUAAUUAAUUUUCUAUUGAUUAAGAAUUAUCUUAAGAAUUUAUUCAAGGUCAGGCAAAUAAAGGAUUUGGAGUUUGGAUGAAUUAUUAGCCAAUGACAUAAAUAAGUGAGCUAUCAAACAGAGCUACUUAAAAUUUCAGUAUAUUAAAAGAUUAAAUUAUUAUACAAGGACAACAAUUUAUCUAUUCCAUUGAACGUGCCAAUGAUAAGGUGAAUUGGUUGGUUGUUUCUGCUGAUAUAGAUCCAAAUAAAUAAAUAAUUACCCACAAAGUAUUUUACUCUUUCAAAACUUUAACUAACACUUUGUCAUUUGAAUUUGAUAAUAUUUUAUAUGAAGGAUAAUGGAUAAUGUUUUAUUGUUAUUUUGACAAUAUUUUAAGAUAAUCCCUUAUAGGAUUUUACAACGCUAAAGAGGAUAUAUCUAUUCAGAUUGUAAAUGAUUUACCACAAUAUGUAUAAACAAUAAAGCACAAUGUUGGAAAUACUUACUCAUACACGAAUCAGGAGGGUAGUUUUAUCUUAUUAAGUCAAUUCAUGGGACGCCUCACCAGUAUUUUCUCAGCUGAGUAGGAUAAUGUGUUCUUAGAUAUAGACACCUGUUCUGAAGAUUUUUUUGGCUAUCUAUCUUGUUAUGAGAGGUAAUAUCUAAAAAUGAAUGGAACUCAUUAUAUAAAGACUUUUACAUAAGAAUUUUCUUAUACACCGAGAUAUGUAUUUUAAGGAUGGGUUAUGAUAGCUGAAUCGAGUUAGGUUCUAUAGGAGACCACCAUUUUUCGAAUAACAUUAAAUUAAGAUUAUGGUGAUGAUUUAACAAUAGGAGAUAGAGAUUUACUCUUGAAAUAUUAUUAGAGUAGUAUCCCUUCUGAGAAUGGAUUUGAAAUUUCUACUUAUUCAUAUGAGUUUCCUGUAAAAGAGAGACACUAGACAAAUGAAGAUGAUAGAAUUCGUUAAUUUGGAGACGAAUAUACAGAGUUAUUAAUUAAAUGGCAUUAUUUUUUUUAUGAAUUUGGAAGCAAAAACAAUAAGGAAUAACCUUACUUUUCUAUUUUUUUUCCUUCUAUUAAUUAAGUUCGCUCUUUUACUUGGAGUAAAACUAUACGUCAUUUUUCAGGAACUAAUUUUUAGAUUUUCUUAGGAGGAGAUUACUAUGCUUAAAAUUAUUUAAGAGGAUAUGUUAGUGAUGUUUAAUUUUUACUAUUAUGUAGUCCAAAAAUUAAUGAAUAUAAACCUCCAUGUCAUUAUUCUUGUUUAGAAUGUGAGGGACCUACUAAAUAUAACUGUCUUUCUUGUUCUGAUUAAAGUUUUAGACACCUUACAAAAAACGAGAAAACUUGUGCUUGUUAAUAAAGAUAUAUAGAUAUAGAAGGUGUCUAAGAUUGCUAAUCAGUAACCUAAGCAUUCCCAUAGAUAUACAUAUAAGAAGUAGAAUUAUUUUGUUAGCAGUCAGGUUAUAGCAUCUGCAAUUAGAAUGAAAUUGAAUGCAAUUUUGGCUAUUUUGAAUAUUAAGGCAUGUGUGUAUAAUGUCCUUAUUUUUAUGAAGUGUACGCUGGUAAAUAAAUAAUUUGUUUAGAUUGUUUGGUAUCACCAAAAUAAUUUGGAUAAACCUUAACUUGUAAAAUGAAAGCCGAAACUUAUGAAUUACAAGAAGACUAUUUAUAUUAAGUUUAAAAAAGUGACUAAAAUGAUUAUCUAUAUUUUUAUAUGCUAACGAACGUAAAUGGAACUUACGAUCUUAAAUUGUGUCAAGGUUGUAUUAGUAAAGAAAGAUGUAGAAAUGGUUUCUAUUUAGAAAAUUCAGAAUGUAAACCUUGUUUAAAUGGCUGUAUGGAGUGCUUAAAUUCAUUUGAAUGCAAAAAUUGCUUUUCUAAUUAUUAUUUAAGUGAAGAAAAGAUAUGUUUGAAAUGUGGCGAUUGCUUAACUUGCAAGAGUAAUAACAAUGGAUCAUAUUAAUGCAUUGGUUGUUUAGAGAAUCAAUAAAUAAUUAGGAAUUAAUGCAUUUUUUGUGGGGAUUAUUGUCAGGAGUGCGAUGCAUCUAGACUUUGUAAUUUCUGUAAAGAUUCACCUUUAAAAUAUUAUUUAUCUAUGGAUGGAUAGAAUUGCAGAUAAUGCAAUAUAGAAAAUUGUAUAUAUUGUUUUGAUUACAUUCUCAAUGGUCGUCUAUUACAAACAAGCUUAGAUAUCAAUUUUAAAGUGAUAAAUUUCAACUUUCGAUAAUUACAUAUAGGUUGUGCCCUAUGCAAAGAGAAUUAUCAUUAUAAUUUCAAUAGCUAAAAGUGCGAGUUGAAGGAAAUAGAUGAUGAUUGCGAAUUCGCCAUUAUCGAAAUUGAAAAUUAAAAGAAAACUUGUAUAAUUAGCAAAACCAAUCAGUAUGCUGUUUAAGUAUCAAAUUGCAUAAUGAUUCCAAACUGUAUUUCCUGUAUUCACAAUUACAUAGAUAAUGAAUCCUUUUGUAUAGUAUGUUAGGAUGGCUAUUAUUCAGCAAUUCUUAAAGGUUAAUGUAUUUAAUGUGGCUAAAGUUGCAAGACUUGUAUAUAAUAAAAUGUUAAAUAUAGAGAUUAUUGGAAAUGGAGUAUUAAGGCGUUUUAUAAAUAUUUCAUUAAUCUUAAUAAUGAUCAUCCAUUUGAAAAUUAUGCAUCCUUGAAUUCUGAAUCAGAUAUGAAAUUAAUCUGUACAUCAUGUCAUUAUGGAUAUAUAUUAUAUAACUAAUUAUGCAUAAAAAAUUGUGAUUAAACUUGUAAUAAAUGUGAGAUCAUAAAUGGAAAAGCAACAUGUAUUUAAUGUUUAGAAACGAUUGCUGGUUUCAUGAAAAGUUAAAAUGAAAACGGAGGUUGCCUACAAUGUCCACCUAAUUGUAUUGCUUGUGUGGAGAGAAGCGAAUCAGAAAUUUAAUAAGUUAAUCCUUACUUUAUUUUAACUGAUUCGAAUAAAUUUUAAACUCGAAAAUGCUAUGAAAAAGCAAAAGUUGGCAAUACUCCAGAAAAAUAUUAUUAAGAUUCAUUGUCAUAAACAAUAGUUGUUUGUAACAAAUAUGAACAAUGUUAUAACAAAAUUAUUUUUAGGCAAAUUAUUCAUUGUGAUGAUACAACUUAUUAUGAUGAAUAUUUUUAAACAAACGAUGAGUACUUUGAAAGCAAGAAUGUAAUUCUUUAUACCUUUUUUGACAUUGGUUAUUUAGAAAAAUUAGAGACUACUUAACUUUUUGAUUAUCUAAAUGAUAUUUCGGCAAGGCAUAUUUCAUUUGAAUAUACUUUAUUUUAAUUUGAAGACAGGCCAUGUGAAUUUCUUAAUAACUUAAAGAUUUUCUCCACAUUAGCAUAACAGGUUUUUUCAGUAUAAUAAAUUGAUAUUAAAUUUAAGGGAAAACAAUAGACAUCAGAUGAUCCAAUCGAUCUCUUAAUCCCCUCAACAAUAUUUUUUAAUAAUUUUACGACAAUAAGUUUUGAAAAUAUCAAUUUUUAAUUUACAAACAACGAAGAUUCUAUUACUGGUAGCUCAAUUCUCUCUUUAAGCAAUUUUAAAAGCAAAAUGAAUUUGAAUCUGAAAGAUUGUAAAUUUGAAAGUAGAGGUCCCACAAUAAGUGGAUAAGGUUUUAAAGUUGAAUCAAAUAUUCCUUAUUCCAUUUUCAUCAAAAACUUAGUAAUUAGCAAUAUAAAAAUACAAUAAUCUGAUAUAUUUACUUUUAUUUCUUAAACCAAUCUUUCUAAAAAUUAGAUUCAAAUAUCAAAUAUGGCAAUUAUAAAUUCCAUAUUUAUAGAUACAACGUUUUUCAAAUUUUUAGCUAAUACAAAUCACCUUCAAUAUCAGUCUGAAUUAAGAAAUAUUAGUAUUAUUGACUCUAUAUUCGAACGAGCUAACUUUUUCAUAUGUAGUGGCUUAUUAGAUUAUACGAUAGGUACUUUAAAUAUUCAGUAAAUAUUUUUACAUAAUGUUGAUUUUUUGAAUUCAAAUAUUUUCAUCCUCCCCAUUGUAGAAUCAGUAUUUGUUUCUUAGUUGAUUUUAUAGAAUUCUAAACUUAAAGACAACUCAUCAUUAUUUUCAAGCAAUGUGAUAAACUUAGAAGGUUGUAUAAUAAAUUAAACACUUAUAGAAUUAAGCAGUUUAAUACAUAAUAAAGUUAAUUAUACUAAAUCUUAAAUCGCUUUAAAUUAGUCCUCGAAAAUUGUAAUAAAGAAUUUAUAAGUUUUAAACAUUAAUUAUAAUAACAAGUAAUAAAUUAUCAAAAUUGUGAAGUAUGAUGAAAUAGAUUAGUUAUUGCUUAAUUUAACCAAUUUAACCAUAAAGAAUUGCAUAUCAAACCCUAAUUUUUAAAAUACUUAAGUCUCCUUUGAUUAGGUAAUGAUAUAUAUUGAAUGCCAAUAUUGUUAUUUAUACGAUGUAUAAAUACAGAGAGGUUAUGGGCAUCCUGAAAUGACCAUCUUUAAUUCAAAGACUCUAGAAAUAAGAAAUUGGUAAUUCUUUUAGGAUCAAAGAUAUUUUUCAAAAGCCUUACAUUCAUCUAUCGAAUGUGUAUCACAAUUUGCUAUAAUGGAAUUGUAUUUCUUUUUAUAUGUGGGUUAAUAUCAAAGGCUUUUUAUUGAUAAUUUAAAUGUUUCAACCUGUUUAAGUUUCAAUACCCCAUUGAUUAUUUUAAAAGGAUAUGAUAUAAUGCAAAAAAUGGUGGAAGAAACAAUUGUUGUGCAAAAUUCCUAAUUUAGUUCUAAUUUAUUAAUAAUCUCAACCACUAAUAAAAAUUCUGCUUUAAUCUCCCUUGAAUCAUAAUAAAAGGUACUUGUUACCUUUAUCAAUACAAAAUUUUCAAAUAAUCACCUAAACACAUAUUAUUAAACUUUAUCUUCAAUUUCUUCCUCUACAAUAUUGCUAUUUAUAAAAUAUGGAAAUGUGUUUAUAUAAGAUUGUUAAUUUUAUUAAAAUUUAGUAACAAACUCAACUGAUUCAAUUAUAUACAUUGUUUCAAAAAAGGUAUAUAUUAAGGAUUCCACUUUUAAAAACAACAAUAUAAUGAAUUACUCAAUAAUGAGUAGAUAUAUGAUAAUAUCAAUCAUUCAAGUUAAAUCUACAAUAGACCUAUAAUUAAUUUUUCCAAUAAAAUCAAACAGUGGAAAUGGCAUGAUAAUUUCAAAUUCAAUAGAGAUACAAAACAUAAAGGUUAAUGCCUCUUUUUCAAUUUAUGGAGGAGGUUUCUAUAUAAUUACAUCUGGAACUAGCAUUAUUAAUAUUACAAAUUCAGAAUUUUCAAAUACAAAAACCACUUUAUCCUCCUUAUAUUUUUCAAAAGGAGGUUGCCUUUAUAUUGAUGCCGUUUCAUCUGCAUUAACUCUAUAAAUUAAGAAUGUUACAUUUGAUAAAUCUUUUAGCAGAUAUGAUGGUGGUGCAAUUUACAUAAAUCCAUCCGAAACAUUAAAUAUAAUUGAGUUGGAAAAGUUAAUUGUUAAAGAUUGCUUUUCGAUUUAAAAUUCAUUUUUUUCAUAUGUUUUAACGAAAAAGGAUACUGUUUAAUCUUAUAUAGUGUUUAAGGAUAUAGAGUUCUAUUCAACAAAAGUAGGACUCGAAAAUUAUUAUUCAUAUUUAGAUGGAAUAAAUGAUGAAGAUGCUGUAAACAUAAUUCAAUAAAAUCCUUUAAUUUAUGUUGAAUUUGGAAAUUUUAGUAUCAAGAAUUGUCAGUUUAUAUCCAUUUAUACAUAAUUUUUACUUAAAAUUGUACAAGCUUAGAACAUUUUGAUGUCGAACAUCAAGAUUACUAAUUGCACAGUAGGAUUUUCACCUCUAAUCCAAUUCAACUUUAGAUAAUAAUAUGCUGGAGAAUUGAAAAUAUUUGAUCUGUAAAUAAAUUAAUUGUAUCAAUUUUUGAAGACUGAAAAGAGGGAAUGCUUAAUAAUAAAAACUGCAUUUCCAAUUUAAUUAGAUUGCCCCCUCAAAUUGACUUAAUAUAUUGCUUAACUUAAUGAAAAUAUUAAUGAUUAAUACAAUUUAAAUCAAUUAAUUUGUAAUUAGGCUUAAAUUUUCAAAAAUCCAUCCCUUAAAUUCAGCUUGAUUGAAAUUGAAUAAAUUAAUGUUAGAAACAAAGUAACAAUACAAAAAAUGGAUAUUACAAAUGUAGAAUGCAUAAACUGCUAUUUUGGUUUGAUUAGAAUAGUAGAAAUUGAACAAUAAGAUUUCGAAAAUAUUAAGAUUUCGAAAAUAUUGAUAAAAAACAGUCAUUGCGGGAGGACUGGCUGUCUUUCAAUUGCUAAAAAUAAAAAUGAUUUGAUAAUUUAAGAUCCUUAACCAAAUUAUAGGAUUUUGCAAUAACAUAAUUACGAAAAUCUGUUAAAUAGCAUGAAAUAUUAGCUGAUGAUAAAAUAGAGUCAAUUUCUAAAUAACUCUGCAACUUACGGUGGUUCAAUUUUAAUAAUGAGUAUUAGUACUAUUAUUAAAGAUUGCAUUUUUUAAAAUAAUCUUGCAGAUCUUGGAGGUGCAAUUUAUUAUUCAUCUGAGAAAGAAGAACUAUAUAUUUUAGAUACAAAAAUUAUUGAAAAUAAAGCUGAGAUUGCAGGAGGCAUUUAUUUAAGUUCUUAAUCACUUCAAUAGACUAAGUAGUUAGAUUUAUUAUUGGAUUUCAAUAACUCAACAUUAUUUGGCUCUAGUGCUUUGGAAAAACCAAGAUCAUUAACAUUAGCAAUUUAGAAAAGAUUAAUUCUUCAAAAGAAAGAAAUUAUCAAAACUGAUAAAUAGAUCGUUGAACAGAUUCUUAUCGAUCCAUAUAAGAUUUUAGGAUCCUCAUCUAAACAGUAUCAGUUAAUGUUACCUUCAGGAACAGCCAUAACCAACUACAGGUAUUUUGAUCCAGUGAAUUCAGAAUUUAUCCCUUAUAAUCUUACCCUCAGGAUUAUUGCUUUGGAUAAGUUUUAGGAAUAAAUAAAGGGUUUGUCAGGUUCGAAUUGCAUUUUAUAACCGAUAGCUUUUAAUUUAAGAUCUUAAUAGGAGUAAUAAAAUGUCUAAUAUAAUCUAUCAUAAUAUGAAGUGAUAUUUAAUGAUACAACGGGAGAUUAUAAUUUAGAUAAUCUAAUCAUUUACUUUAAUCCUACCUAUGAUUAGGAUAUUGUUCUUCGAUUAUCAAUUUAAUGUAAUAGUGUGUUAGUCCCUUAAUACAAAGAAAUUCCACCUUAUGAAAUUUAUAAUUAUGUGAAAGAUUAUAAAUUGUUUGUUGAUAUUCGAACAUUUCACUGCUAAUUAGGGGAAUUCUUAAAUCAAACAUCUGGUGGAUGUGUUCUCUGUGAUACCUUUUAGAAUUAAUACUAAGUAUCUUUGGCUGCUUAAAACUGCAGCUAUAAAGAUAAUUCUAAAAUUAAAUCAUUGGAAUCAAGUAUGAUAGAACUAAGGGAACAUUAUUGGAGACCAUAUUAUUAUAGUCAAACUAUUGAAAAUUGUUAUCAUUUGGAUAAGAAUUGCUAAGGUGGUUGGAAACCAGGGGAUAAAUCAUGCAUCUAAGGACACAUAGGAGCUUUAUGUGAAUAAUGUGAUUUAUAUAAUUCUAGAGGAAGUGGAUCUUAUUCUGUAAGUUCUACUUAUUCAUGCGGAAGUUGUGAUUAAAUAGCAUACAAUAUUAUUACAAUAAUUUUUGUGAGUCUUUGGACGUUCAUUUCAACAUUUAUUUCAGUGAAUAGCACUAUAUAAAUGCUUGAGGAAUUUAUUUAAGGAUUAAUCCUGAAGUCUUUUGGAGUUAGAUUAGCAAUAAAAGAAGCUCAAACAGCUAUUCUUAUCAAAGUUUUCACAAAUUAUCUUCAAAUUAUUUCAACCAUUUCUACUUUUUAAUUGCAAAUUCCAACAGGGUUAGCUUCGGUUGUCAAUACAGUUGGCAACCCUAUUGAAUCGCUCGCUUAUUCAUUAGAUUGCUUUUUAGUCACCAUAACAGAUAUAUUGAUAAUAUACUUUAGAAUUAUUUGGAGCCUAAUUAUGACUUCCACUUAUAUAGCAAUUAUUUUUAGUUUAUAUGGAAUCUUAAUAAUUACUAAGAAAAUAACAUUCAACAUUUCUUAUAUUUCUACAUCCUUGAUAUAUUUGUUCAUAUUUUUUUAGCCAAAUUUAAUAGGAGGAAUCAUAUCAAUAUUAUCUUACAGAAUAAUAUCAGAUGAAUAUUGGAUUUAAGGAAAUGUAUCAUAUCGAUAUGAUACAAUUUCACAUUUUAAAUGGUCGAUGGCAUUUAGCAUACCCUUAUUAUUCACUUUUGGAUUCCUACUUCCCUGCUCUUUUUGGUAUGGAGUCUAUAAAAAUAGAGACCAUCUCGAUUACUACUCUGUUAGAAAAACAUGGGGAUACUUAUAUAAUGAAUAUAGGAUUCAUGCAUAUUUCUGGGAAACAUUAAAAAUUGUCCAAAAACAAAUCAUUAUUAUUGUUUUGGCUUAUUAUGAUGAUCAUGUUUCAAUAAAAGCAUCUUUAGUCUUUCUCGUUUUAUUUGCUUAUACUUUUAUAGCAUCUAAACAGCAACCUUAUAUGACUGGCCAAUUAAAUAUAAUUGACACAUAAUCAACCGUAAUUUGUGCUGUAUCAAUUAUUUUGGCUAGUUCAAUUUACACAGCUCAAUAAUAAGAUUUGAUUGAGAUUUAAUGGCCUUUCUAUAUAAUAAUUGGCUUACUUAAUGGAUUUUAUAUUUUUCGAAUGUUAAUGCAGAUACUAUUUGCAUAUUUCAAUAAGCUUUAAGAAAACAUAGACAAAUUAAAAGAAACAAUAUAAAAAUAUUUUCCUAAUCUAGCGGAGUAUCAUCCAUUCUUGAAAAUUUUCCUUGAGACACACAAAAAUAAAUAUGAAAGAAUUAAAAAAAGAUAUGGGAAAUUGAGAGAAUAUUUAAUACCUUAAGCUCGCUUGAUUAUAUAAUUUAAAAAAUUCAAACAAUUAGAGUUGUCUUCAAAAAACACUACUAAAAAUAGUAUUGAUAAGAGCAAACAAGAAACUCAGUAAUAAUUUUCUGCAGGAAUCUGUAGUGUUGAUAAUCUUGUAAAUUUGAAUAUUCUAAAUAACAGUCAAAUCAAAAGGAACGAAUUCUCGUUUCCAAAUACUAAAAUUGAUUAAAAAUCAUUUGCAAUAUAGUUUUAAAGAGAUGUUGGGAGAUAAAAAGUUAACGUAGAGAGAUCAUAAUUAAAUUUAGAGCAGGAAGAUGUUUGA